AUGCUGGACAUGACCCUCGCAAUCAACUUCGCCCUCGAGAAGCUCUGCGAGCACGCAGACUUCCUCGGAGGCAUCUUCGGCCUCGUGCCACCCGUGCCAGCACCUCGCUCUCCAACACUCCACUGGCAGAAUCAGCCUGUCGCCAUGCUCGUCCUACCGCCCGCCUGCCACCACCUGGAACCCGUCGACCAAUCCAUCGCCACCCCGCAACCCAUGUCAAUUCUAGCACCCUCCGAAUCAGCACCAGCCUCUCCACCUACUUUCGGAAGUGCCCCAACGUUGCCCAGAGCCCGUCAAGCAAGCCCGCGUCGCCGCUCCAAUUCAAAGGGAGUGGAUCUGAGGAGAGUUUUCGGCGCUCGAAUCGAGAAAUGCCCGGUCGCCGCCUUCGGAUCAGCGCCAGUUCGUGUGUCGUCUGCCGAGGAGGAGGAUGACGAUGACGCGUAG
Messenger RNA from Mytilinidion resinicola, 444 nucleotides. RefSeq lists its product as uncharacterized. NCBI's taxonomy places the organism in Eukaryota, Fungi, Ascomycota, Dothideomycetes, Mytilinidiales, Mytilinidiaceae. The coding region runs from base 1 to 444 and encodes 147 amino acids. The transcript has 2 exons. The record is from RefSeq and is a predicted model, not a curated record.